Spirometra erinaceieuropaei is the source of this 4481-nucleotide messenger RNA. The record is from the annotation of a GenBank genome assembly. Lineage: Eukaryota; Metazoa; Platyhelminthes; Cestoda; Diphyllobothriidea; Diphyllobothriidae.
AUGCGUUGGACCAACACGGGGGCCAUAUCGGAUUCUUUGAAGAAUAAGAAUAAGAAGAAGAAGAAGAAGAAGAAGAAGAAGAAGAAGAAGAAGAAGAAGAAGAAGAAGAAGAAGAAGAAGAAGAAGAAGGGCUCACUGGAACAGGUUUAUUUAGAUGCUGACGUUUCGAAGAGCUUGGUCGGCUCUCCAUUGUCAAAGCGUAAAAUGCACUUAAUCGACCAGAGGUCCCAAGUGGUGUGUCACGUUGGUCAGCCUCGUGCUGAUCGAUUUUUCUCUUCUCUCGCUGCCUCGGCUUCGCGGAGGACGGUUGAAGGGCGUCUUGUCUACGUGCUUUGUAAGUCAACACUCCGUUGGGGGAAGGUGACUGAACUAGUGUCGGGCGGUCGGUUUGGCGGUUCUUGUUCUUCUUCACCCAGUAAACACGCCGUCGGGCUGUCUCCAUAUGACCUUCUUAGGUCCGGCGUGGUUGUUUGGUCCUGAGCUCUACGAUUGUGAUGACGUAGGACUUUGUAAGCUGCAGGAAAGUCCAGGUGCCUGUUGAUGAAAUGGCCAUCGAUGAGCCACGCCUCGAGAGUUAGCCGUUCUACUUUUGUGUUGCUCUGGCCUAAGAUGGUAGCUCGCUGGAGAUCAAAGGCAUGCCCAGUUUCUCCAACGUGUAUUGCUAAUUGAGAGUUAGGGUCUAACCUCCGAGUAGCCUAUUUGUGCUCUUGUAGGCGAGUCUGCAAUUUCCGCCCGGUUUGUUCCACAUAGUUGCAGUCGCCCUUAUCGCAAUUUAUCUUCUAGAUAACUACUGAGGUUUCGACGGGUGACAAUGGGUCCUUAGGUUGCAUCAGACGACGUCGAAUUGUUGCCUGGGGUCGGUGGGCUUUGCCUACUCUGGCAGGUUUUAACAAUCGAGAGACCGCCUCAGAGACCCCUUUAACGUAGAGAAUGGCCCUCCAGACUUCAGGUUUCUGCUCGUUUGGCCGUCGUCCGUGCGCCCGACGUCUGCUUAUCUCGAUAAAAUAACUGGGAUAACUAUAAGUUGCAAGUAGGUUCUGAAGACACAUUAGUUCGACUCUUUUAUCUUCUGGCGUGCUGCAGUGUGUUUCGACUCGUUGGAAUGGAGUGCGGACACAGCUACGUUUGUCAGGCAGGAUGGUUGCUGUUGAAGUGUAGGAUCUGUCUCGUCUCGGGGAAUUUUCGGAAUACAGCGGUUUGCAGUUGUCCAGUUGUACACCGGCGCACAAGCACGUCAAGGAAGGACAGUUGGUUGUUUGUUUCUGCUUCCAUCGUAAGUUGGAUAUCUGGGUCAACCGAGUUCAGUAGUUCGGAUUCUGGCAGGCGUUAUCGGAAUGCGCAACAUAACAAAUACCUACAUUUUGAGUGUCCGAUGGUGGACCUCACGCACAUUAGAACCCGCUCCCCCCCAUUGUUGUUGUUUGUCAAAGAUCUGGUCAUUUGCUGUGUGGACCAGGUGGUGUAGAAUGAAGUGCCAAGGUGCGGGAUCGACCAUGCCAUCCACCUGCGUCCUUCCCCGCCUCCGGUCUUCUUGACUCUGUCUUGACACCGGGUUCAGAUGGGGGAAUGAGGAUAGAGUGCGGCGGAUGCUGCACAAGUCUACUAUCACCAUAAAUUAAUUCACACGCAAGUCACCGUGCCUGAUCCAUCUUUCCGUGGGGCACACAGUGAACAUCGUCGGCAACAACGGUCGAACUGACAUGUCUUCGAGUGCACUUCUUUUCGGCCGCCUACGAAAACCGCACUCGGUGAACAUGACUACUUGCUUAUUAUGCAUUUUCUCCAUCGCUUGUUUAUGGCUUUGUAGAUUCAAAUACAUCUCAUAGAAAACUUCCUCAAAACUUUUAUUUUUUUCACUCAUUUUGUAUAAAAUAAUUUCUUUUUUAAACUGUGUAUUCCCGGAGAGGGUAUCUUUUGGCUUUAAAAAAGCUUCUCGAUUUCCGAAUAAUUUUGAAUUCCCUCUACCAUUGCACUUUUAUUAUGCGUUUACAGUUUACAGGAUGAAAACUUUCCGCGUGAAGAAAAACAUACCUUUCCUUAUGCCACUAAGAAAAUGUCGUAUGAAGCUUAUAAAACGUUGCAAGGGAUGUGGGCUACGUUGUGUACUUGACGAGGAACGUAACUAAACAAAAAAAUCUCAUGAAUAGAAACUUUUAAAAGCCCAAAGAUGCCCUUUGUUCGAAUAUACAACCUAAAGAAGGCGUGAUUUUCUAACAAAUGACUGUAAGAAAGAAUAUGUUCGUGCAUGCUUUCUGAAAAAAACAUAUUUGAAUUUACAAAAGUAUUGAAAAUCGGCGGAGAAAAUGCGUAAUAGAUAGGUAGUCAAUUUCUACCGAGUGCGGUCUUUGCAGACGGUCAAAAAAGGCGCAUUCGGAAGUCAACAUUUUGUUGUGUCUGAAAUAUGACGGUGUUGUGCCACAAGAUAAUCAACCUUGCAACGCCACUUAAGUAAUAUUUCCUAAUCGAAAACGCAUUUCAAAAUUUCGGUUUACACUUCAUGAGAUCGGUUACUGUCUGUACCUCUUCUCAACUACUUCCUGGGACUCGUAUUUCCGCUUGUAACGACCGCUGUUCCAUGAGUCGGGUUGAGGAUUGACUUGUUCGCGAAUUCAUUUAUAGUGAGGCAAACUUGUACUGCAUCUACUUUAUUCUCUAUUCCCUCACCUGCCUCGCUCCAAUAGCAAUACAACGUUAAGAGGACCUUUCGGUGGGCGUGUGUGUGUGCAGUGGCGGACGAUCCGUCUGUCCAGACCGUACGCGGCCCUGUCUCUGACGCUUUCGGACUACAUUUAACGGAGUCUCGUUUCGCACACGAGCGAGAAUUCCAGAAAGGCCGCGUUUAGAUGGGGUCGUUGCAACCUGACGUUGAGUCUUGAGAAAGAACAAGAUACCACCCCAGUUGUCAACCGUCCAGUCCGCGACUGAUAGCGCGUCAGAUUCAUUAUAAGUGACAAAUGCCCCGAUACUUCAUGGCACUGGGUUGCCCAGUAUCGACCUCACGCUCUUUCUCCUCCCCUUUCCGACAUAUCAGUAGCUGGUCCGAGCCAAACCGACUUGGAAUACGAUUAGAUGUGUUGGCUGACAUCGUGGGCUCCUGUGUCCAAGAUGCGCCACAAACGUGUGUUGCGGUAGGUAGAGACUUGUGAAGACUCAAAACAGUACUAUACGUACUAUGCGCCGGUUUGGCCCCCUUUCCUGUCCAGCGCACCUGGAGAGCAUCCUGUUAUUGAUGCCUUAUGCAAACAACUUAUUUCUAUUUAAGUAAUGUUGGGUUUUAGAAUUUAUUCACAUACGGACCUCUGCGCAGCCCCUUGCUGUCAUUUACUAUGGCGUUUGCAGACGACGGACCACAUUACUUCCGCUCUAGCGUAGGUGAGUCCCAAGUAACUGCUGUAUUGCUGCCCUACGUGUAUGUCUUCAAUGCUGUCAGUGUUACUUCGUCUACCUGUAUGGUUUUCGAUAUUUCCUUUGUUGUUCUUUGAUAUCACCCCUCUGCUAAUACCUCUGACGAUGGACUCCUACACGAGUCCGAAAACUCAGGACAGUAGACAAAAUGUUCCGAUGCUCGAUCCUCCUCCUCCUCCUCCUUCUUCUUCUUCUUCUUCUUCUUCUUCACUUAUAUCACCCCUUUUGCGAAUUUUUGACAUACUUCCGCCGGAUGUAACUAAUAGGGAGUUCGAAGUUGCAUACAUCAAAUAAACCAAACUAAACUGAACGACAAUCUACUCUUCACUGCCCAGCAUGGAUUUCGGAGAGGCAGGUCAGGUGUGAAACAACUUGCUCUACUGUCUAGGAGGCUGGAAUCGAGUGGCUAAUGGACAGAAUGCGGGGCAUUAAGUACACACAGACUUUAAUCAGGCUGUCGGUAGCGCAUCACACUAGCGUUCUCUGUACACACUCAGCCGAACAUGCGUUAAGGCUAAUCUCCCGAGGGGAAUUCAGAGCUUCUUAAUUGGCCGAUCUCGAGUUCUCCGCGUUGGUGAUCGGCAGUCGGCGGAGGUGGUGGUUGAAAGCUGUGCAUCCCAAGACUCCGUUCUCAACCCCACUCUGUGUUGAUGAACUGGAUUGAGGCCUCACGAGGUUUGUUGACGAUAUCAAACUGUUCGCGUUACACGCAGUGAGGCCAACGUAGAGUGUCUGCGGGCAAACGCAAACCUACACUAGCAAUUCUCGAAUCGCUGGCUUUUGCCGCUCAGCGCGAAAGAGUGCAACAUUUUCCUAGUUGGCAGAACCAGAUCUCCAAGCCGCAGGGUUCACUAAAUGAACGGCACACCUUUAAAGAAUUUGACGCUCAGAAGUUGGUGCGUGUGUGGGCCACAAUUUCACCUAUACCAUCGCUCGGCUUCCCAGAGGCAGUCAAGUACGUGAAUCCCAGCUUGUACCUUGUAAAACAGUCUGUCUCAAAAGUCGAUGAGGACUGCUUCGUUAAGGCUUUUGGAACGUUUGUGCGACCGGGACUGGAGUGCACCCUAGACCGUUAA